UGCGUUUUGCUGCACCUCAGAUUCAGAGACGGAGUGUAUUCAGCAGCCGUUUACCGGGCCGUUUCUAUCCGUUACCGACACCGUGGACAAGCUAAAGGACCGCAGUUUAUGAGGACUGACGUGUGAUGUAAUGGAUUUAUACUGAGAUUGAGGAACAUUUCAAGGCAGUUUGAUGGCUAUGUCUGGGAGUUUAUGACACACUGUGGACACUUUGUGAGUUCCAACAAUGGAAGAGUGAGCGGUGUUGGCUGUAAUGAGGCAAAGAAAAAUGCAGACCAGUCAUGCAUCCAUUGGGGAUCUUAAUCAAAGGCACUCUAUUUUCACUGAUUCCCGGGACCCUCUCUCUUCUCUUGGAUAGUGUUAAAAUCAAGUUACAUCAUACAACAAGAAAGACAGUAUUGUUUAUGGAUGAUAUCAUUCUGUCACGAGAAAGAUGAAAUUUCCUUUUAUUAGAUGUCCCAGUUAAAACAAGGACACUGGUUUCUUAUGUUAAGAAGGUAAGCUCUGGAAAAGAUUCAGACUCAAAGGGUACACAAGACAGAUGAGGUUGCAUUAUGGCAGCUGAAUCUCCCCAACAGAAACAUUCACAUAUCUGGUUUGGAGGAGAGUGACAGUUGCAUGAUGCAGCGAAGUGGAGGCAUCGUCGGGAACAGCCUCCGGCGUGUGCGACUAACCUGGCUCAGUUUCUUGCUUUUCUGCAUCUUGGUCUUCUUCCCUCUCAUUGCACAUUACUACCUCACCACAAUCGAUGAGGCAGGGGGGCCGGAUAAGCGUAUCUUUGGGCCAAGACCUGGAGGAGAGCUGUGUGAAGCCAAGCAUGUGCAAGACCUUUGCCGAAUCCGGGAAUCCGUUAGUGAGGAGCUACUUCAACUGGAGGCAAAGCGCCAAGAACUCAAUGGCGAGAUCGCCCGACUUAACCUACGCAUUGAGGCCUGUAAACGUAGUAUCGACAGUGCCAAACAGGACUUGCUGCAACUCAAGAAUGUCAUCAGCCAGACAGAGCACUCUUAUAAGGAACUCAUGGCACAAAACCAGCCAAAACUGUCUUUGCCAGUUAGACUUUUACCUGACAAAGAUGAUCCAGGGUUUCCUCCUCCAAAAUCAGCACAAAACUGUCGUUUGCAUUCUUGUUUUGAUUAUGCGAGAUGUCCUCUUACAUCUGGCUUCCCUGUCUAUGUUUAUGACACUGGAUCCUAUCCUUGGGGUGAAAAGUUGGAUCCUCUUGUUAAACAAGCCUUUGCAUCAUCAGUCAAAAGCAGUGUAUACGUGACCGAUAAUCCACAAAUUGCUUGUCUCUAUGUAGUGCUUGUAGGGGAAGUACAAGAUUCACCCUCUUUACCACCUUCACCAUUAGACCUUGAAAAGCAGCUCAAGGCUUUGCCAUAUUGGAGGUUGGAUGGCCACAACCACCUGCUAGUUCACCUGUCUAGAAAGUCUCUGACACAGAACUUCCUGUACAAUGUGAGCACAGGUCGAGCAGCAGUAGCACAGUCUACCUUCUUUGAACGUCAAUAUAGAGAGGGUUUCGACAUGGUGGUCUCACCUCUAGUCCAUGCCCUGUCUGAGCCCAACUUUCUAGAGGUGCCUCCACAAGUCCCGGUGAAGAGAAAGUACCUCUUCACUUUUCAGGGAGAAAAAGUUGAGUCUUUGAGGAGCAGUUUGCUUGAAGCCCCACCACAGUCCUUUGAAGAGGAAAUGGAAGGGGAUUCACCAGCUGACUAUGACGAUCGCAUUAUUGGCACACUUAAAGCUGUACAGGACAGUCACCUUGACCAGGUUCUUGUAGAGUUCACUUGCAAGAAUCAGGCCAAGCCUUGUUUGCCAACAGAGUGGGCACUAUGUGGGGAGCGUGAGGAUCGUUUAGAGGUACUAAAGGUUUCUACUUUUGCCCUGGUGAUAUCUCCAGGUGAUGGACAGUUGGUGGCAUCCACAGGCUGUAGCAUGAGACUGUUUGAAGCUUUGGAAGUUGGGGCAAUACCGGUGGUUCUUGGCGACCACUCAAAGUUGCCCUACCAUCACCUCAUACGCUGGAGUGAGGCAGUUAUUAUGGUACCCAAGCCUCGCAUUACGGAGUUGCACUUUCUGUUGCGGAGUAUCUCAGACAAUGACCUUCUGGCGAUGCGACGGCAGGGUCGGUUUCUUUGGGAGACAUACCUCUCCACCUCAGAGAGCAUCUUCAGCACUAUCCUGGCUAGUGUACGAACCAGCAUCCAAAUACCAGCAGCACCCAUACGUGAGGAACCUGCCCAGGAGAUCCCCCACAAAGCUGGAAAGUUGGCAGGAACUGAUGCUAACAUGGCUGACAAUGGUGACCUGGAUCUGGGGCCCGUUGAAGUAGAGCCCCCUUAUGCUUCACCCCGCUUUUUGCGUAAUUUCACAUACACUGCUGCUGAUGUCUACCGCACCUGGAAUCGUGCACCUGGCCCUUUCCAUCUAUUCCCAAAUACUCCCCUGGACCCUAUACUGCCCUCAGAGGCCAAGUUUUUGGGGUCAGGAACUGGUUUCCGCCCUAUUGGUGGAGGCUCUGGGGGAUCUGGAAAAGAGUUUCAGGCUGCACUAGGAGGGAACUUCCCACGGGAGCAGUUCACCGUGGUCAUGCUUACUUACGAAAGGGAGGAGGUUCUUAUGAACUCACUGGAGAGGCUAAAUGGCCUUCCUUAUCUCAACAAAGUGGUAGUAGUUUGGAAUUCCCCCAAACCACCUUCCGAUGACCUCCUCUGGCCAGACAUUGGGCUACCCAUUGUGGUGGUACGUACAGAGAAGAACAGCUUAAACAAUCGCUUCAUUCCCUGGGAUGCAGUCGAGACUGAGGCUAUUUUGUCUAUCGAUGACGAUGCCCACCUACGACAUGAUGAAAUUAUGUUUGGGUUCAGGGUGUGGCGGGAGGCCAGAGACCGGAUCGUGGGGUUCCCGGGAAGGUUUCAUGCCUGGGAUGUAAACCACCAGUCUUGGCUCUACAAUUCCAACUACUCUUGCGAGCUCUCCAUGGUGCUGACGGGUGCCGCCUUCUUCCACAAGUAUUACGCAUUCCUCUAUUCAAACGUCAUGCCUCAAGCCAUCCGUGACAUGGUGGACGAGUACAUCAACUGCGAGGACAUUGCCAUGAACUUCCUGGUGUCGCAUAUCACACGCAAACCCCCCAUCAAGGUGACGUCACGGUGGACUUUCCGCUGCCCCGGCUGUCCGCAGGCUCUGUCGCACGACGACUCGCACUUCCACGAGCGUCACAAGUGCAUCAACUUUUUCGUAAAAGUCUACGGAUACAUGCCGCUGCUAUACACUCAGUUCAGAGUGGACUCCGUACUCUUCAAGACUCGACUGCCCCAUGACAAGACAAAGUGUUUUAAAUUCAUUUAGGGGACGGAAAGAAGCACAGAAAUCCAACGGAAAACUGACAUAGGACGUUGUCUCUCUGGGGAUGUGAAGGAAAAUAAAGCUUUCUUGUAAAUAUCGGAGAAUUUUACGUGGAAUUUGUCUCCCUUGAAGUGAAGGGAGUACAAAUACGGGAAGAAACUAUUACCAUCAGGCGUUUUGAUUCAUCGGCAACCACUACAGGUUUUAUUUGCACCACUUUUAACAGUCGUGGGAAAAUGACGUGGACAUCUGCAACUGGGAAAUGUAAUUGGGUGUCAAACGAAAAUUUGAAUCCUGUUAUACUGACUGAAAAUGCAGAGUUACGGGCAAAUGGAGGCUAUUUUUGAUGCCAUAACUGGAAAAAAACAGAUGUGUCAUCACUCUAAACGGUUUAUGUUUUUAUUUUUACAUUCUAUAUACUCUCUUGUAUAAAACGCACUGAUGGUCAUCAUUUUUUUUUAACUUGUUUGUGUGUCUUGUGAGCGUGAAUGACUGUGUGUGCGUUUUCUGUUGGAUGUCGGUGACUAAACGUCACUAAUCCACAUCAAGUCAUUUUUGAUCAUCUGUAAGAAUAGCACAAGACUAAUACAGUUCAUUUGUGUGAACGCAACAACAUUAAACAUCACUGCAUAGGAUAAGCACCAGAUCAAAUCAUUGAAUGUGUUCACCUCCGUCACAAUCAUACCAGAAAACAAAAUGUCUGGAUAUAACAGAAUAAGGAAUUCAACGUCUUUUGCUGGAUAACCACGUCUUGUUUGUGUCAUUUUAAUAAGGUCAAAUGAGUCUCACAUAGAAAUGUAUGUUAUCAGAAUUUACCCCAAAAUCUAAACAAACAGAAAUACAUUUUGAACAAAGAUAUUUGCAUAAAGAUAUUUGCAUUGUGAAAUUAUUUUCAUGGCAGUUAAGGAUAUUGUCCCCCCAAAUUUACAUUACCGUAAUGUGACUGGACUUUACCAAGUUUAAAAACAUUUUUUAUUACUAAGUAUUUAAUUUUUUUUAUGUACUAAAUUUUUUUUCUUCUAUUUAAAUCAACAUAAAUUGAAUGCAGUUUAUGAUUUAUAAAUACUUCCGAUUAUAUAUUUUAUAUAUCGGAAUUUUUCCAUGCUAAUAAUAUCACUGCAAAUGCUUAUGAUAUUCUUAUUUUCUUUAUGCUAAAAUUUACAUUUUGGGAACAUUUUUAGGUAUGUUAAGACAAUUUUUUGUGACUAUUUUCAAGGCAAUUAAGCACCCCCUCCCCAAAUUCUCACAUGAGGUUACUUAAUUUUCAUUACUCUCAAUGGUGACAUUACUGCAAAUGCUGAUUUAAUAAGUUAAUUACUGUAAUACCAUUUUUUGUAUGCAGUACAACAAAUAAUACCAUGAUUUAUAAAUACUUUACAAUUUAAGUAAUUUUAGUGGGUGAAAUAUGGUUUAAUUACCAUAAAUCACUGUAAAAAAAAAGUCAAUAAUUGUCCUUAAAAUAGACUUUAUGCAAAAUAUAAUUUCCCAAGAAAGUGCAGCCCGUUUUUUGGGACUACUAAGAAUGUUUGCAUUUUAUAUUAUUUUCAUGACAAUUAAACACGUUUGCCGCAUUUUACCGUAAUGUAAGAAUAGUUCACCCAAAAAUGGAAAUUCAGUCAUUGUUUCACACCCCUGUGUUGUUAUAACCCCAUAAGACUUACUUUCUUUUUCUGAACACAAAGAGAGAAAUUGUGAAAAUGUUUGUGCUCUGUGAUGUCAUACAAUGGUAGUUUAUGGUGACCACCUAUUCAAGCUUCAAAAGGGCACAAAAGUAUAAUUCAGAAGUCUAAUAGAUUAUUCCAUGAGACUCAUGAUUGAUAUGAAAGCAUACGAUAAGAUUUGGUGAGAAACAAACUGAACUCGAAUGUAUUAUUUAGUGAAAAUGUUCACUGACCGUUGAUCUCCUGUGAGCAUUCAUGAUAGGGCUCGAGAGCAACAGUUCACGCAGGCCCCUCGCGACAUUGGGGCGUUCAAUUGAAAACUAAUCUUGUUUAUUUAAAAACAGGUCCACCACAGAUAUGGCAACAAAAGAGCACAACGCAUCUGCACACAAAACAGAGAACAGAACUUUCUAAACAUGUCUGAAGAGGUUGUACUAGAAUAAUUGAUGCAUUUCUAUGCCCAGCCUUAUUUUAUUUUAACCAGAGUCUUCUAUCAAACAGAGAGAUGGAGUAGGCAGGAAUUUCUGUCACCUCUUCUCCAUUCUGAACCGGUGAGUAUUUGUGACAGACUUGAAGAGAGAGAGACCUCCGCAAAAACAUUCAGUAGGUGUAACAUUCACGGCCAAAGUCAAGUAGUUUUUAACUGGCUCAUGAGAUGCUGACUUUAAUAUACUGUUAUGAGAAAGUUUUUGGACCAGUGCAAGUAUUUUCGGUUGCCGAAAAUAGAAAACAAGCAAUCGAUAGAAUAAACCAUCGCUGGUUAGGACAAAAACUCUGAUUACCAUAGAAAAUAUACCUUUUAUCGCAUGUUGUUUGCCGUCAGGUUUGAACACUGUGUGACUGUGGCUGCUCUGUUUAAAAAAGGCUGGGCAUAGAAAUACAUCAAUUCUCUGACUACAAACUCUUCAGGCAUGUUUAGUAAGUUCUGUUCUUUGUGUUGUGUGCUGUUGUUGCUAUCGCUGUAGUAGACCUGUUU
Molecule: messenger RNA, 5991 nt
Organism: Xyrauchen texanus (razorback sucker)
Lineage: Eukaryota; Metazoa; Chordata; Actinopteri; Cypriniformes; Catostomidae
Product: exostosin-like 3
Exons: 6
Coding region: 619-3357 (912 amino acids)
Cellular component (GO): membrane
Molecular function (GO): glycosyltransferase activity
Source: RefSeq, a predicted model, not a curated record